UUCUAUGUAACUAUGUCAUUAUCCUGCCUGCCUGGAACUGCAACCCUACUAGAGGAACUGGAUAAGAAGCUAAUGGUCCUGCUCCGGGAUGGAAGAACUUUGAUUGGAUAUUUACGGUCUGUGGACCAGUUUGCUAACCUUGUUAUACACAAUUGCAUAGAAAGAAUACAUGUAAAAGAUGAAUACGGUGACAUUCCCCUUGGAGUUUUCGUUGUGCGGGGAGAGAACGUAGUUCUGCUAGGGGAGAUUGAGGAGAAGGAGGAGUUGAAGGGGAAACUUAAGCAGGUCAGUCUCAAGGAGAUCCUGGAGAAACAAGCAGUUCAACAAGCAGAAAAAGAAGAAACAGAAAGAUUAAGAGCAAAAGCAUUCAAGGAUCGAGGUUUGAGUUACACUGCUGAGGCUGCUUAUGAUGAUACGUACUGAAACGUGAGAUUGAAUCCAUCUCUACUCUCUCCCACUACUCAGGGCUGUGCUAAACAUUUAUAUCUCUUAUUUACACAUUGUUGAUUAUUUCAGAAAAAA
Molecule: messenger RNA, 522 nt
Organism: Eurytemora carolleeae
Lineage: Eukaryota; Metazoa; Arthropoda; Copepoda; Calanoida; Temoridae
Gene: LSm1
Product: U6 snRNA-associated Sm-like protein LSm1
Exons: 4
Coding region: 13-423 (136 amino acids)
Biological process (GO): deadenylation-dependent decapping of nuclear-transcribed mRNA
Cellular component (GO): Lsm1-7-Pat1 complex; P-body
Molecular function (GO): RNA cap binding
Source: RefSeq, a predicted model, not a curated record